Molecule: messenger RNA, 3318 nt
Organism: Haliotis rufescens (red abalone)
Lineage: Eukaryota; Metazoa; Mollusca; Gastropoda; Lepetellida; Haliotidae
Exons: 2
Coding region: 955-2217 (420 amino acids)
Source: RefSeq, a predicted model, not a curated record
UAGAUCUCUUGCAUUUAUACAAACUUCUAGCUAAGGAGCAGUUGGUGGGUGUUUUUGAAUUAUUUACAUAUGUCUAUGCGUAAUCACGAAGAGUGAGCAAACCCUAUCAGAAAAAUCAAAACAGUCUUGAAAUAUGUUUGCCCUUAACGCCAGGAAAGAAUCGGAUUGAUUUUCUGCCCCAUCUGGUUUAGUCUGUCUGCCUCAUGACAUGUUUAUUCAACAUAAUUAGAACAGGCAUACUAAACGUAAACAUAUACGAACUUAUCAUUCAUUUGGCGAUAUAUUUCCCACGGAAUAUAAAGAUUAAUGAACGCGAAUCGCCUGAUGACGAACUGCACCUAAAGGCUGUAUCCAUGCUUGGGCAUAAUGGGACAUGCAUAUCUGCUUCCAGAUGAAAUUUAAAGACAUGCGCUAGACAUUCAGUAUGUCAAUAUAAGACAUUGCAUCAAGAUUUAAAUCUACCAUUUACUGAUUGCAGAGUCCGUCGUGAUUCGCGGUUGACAGUCGUUUUUCACUGCAUAGUGUGACACUGUGGUCUGGGUUGGGUGCUGAUACUUGGGUGCUUUCAGCGUUGUUAGAAUGAACGUCAGCGGACAAAGACAAUAAAACGGUAGCGAUUGCUAGUGUCAGCUACAUUAUUUGUGUGAUGGUAGUGCAAGACGUUCUGUUUGUCUGUUUACAACUCUUAUAUCGUGUUGCAACCAUGAAUUACACCAGUAUGUUUUCAAUGAAGCACAGAAACGCGUGUGGUGCUUAAUUCAUGCUCAUGUGCAUUUAAGUUAUUGAUUAGUUUUAUACACAGCAUGGUGUUUUGUAUUGGAAGUUUUGUCCGCAAUCAAACUAUCAGAUAACAGAAACUUUUGUAUUAAGCAUUCUAAUUAAUAGAACUAUCUAGCAUAACAGAAGCGGUGGACAUAAUGUUCAAUGUAUAACAUGCCUUUUUCUUGAACAUAGAUGGCUUCAUACAAGAAGAUGUCCGUGUUACUGAUAGCAUCGUUUGUAACUCUUGUUACGUACUUGAACAGCUCUGAAGUCAUGACGUUUGACAUACUCAGUGAUUUAUCAGGCAACAUAGUCGACUUUUUCGGACAGUAUCCACCUUCAACAAUCAAUUUGUCUUACUAUCCUUCAUCCGGAAAUAUCACAACAUUUAAUGCGCGUUCGAACAUAUUAUCGGAUUUAUUGACCGGACACUGGAAAACCAGACCUUUGACAAAAAAGGAAGAUGAUGAUAUAUUGACAUUUCUUUCAAACGCAAAUGCUCGAUUCGGCGUACCAACGAACAAUCAAAGGAAUGACGGUCUCUGUGGAAAUGUUACCCACACCGGAUCUAAAGCUGCUGGGUGGAUAAGAGCCUUGUGUGAUCCUAAAGGAACAACCCCUUGCUGCUUUAAUAACAAAUGCAUUAUGAAGUCUGUGGAGGAAUGUGUGUGUCCCGACUGCUAUGACAUGAGGCAUUUGAAACAUGCGGAAUAUUCCACCUGGAUCCCUUCAGAGAGUAAAUAUGGCUACAAGGAACACAGCCCUCAAGAAGCUUGCAGCAUCCUCAGCGGAAGCACGAUUCUGUUUGUUGGGGAUUCCCUUGUUCGUCAUGUAUAUACGGCCAUGCUGCUUAUUGUGACAGGGAAUAUGAAUAGUGGAGCCAUAAGUGAAAAUGUACCAGAAAAUAUUAGAAGUGAGUGCAGUGGAAUGUAUAUGUUCACAGAAGAAGUAUGUCGACUGCAUCUGAUGUAUGGGCUGCAUGCUUGCGAUGGUACAGUUAAUCUGCAACUGAAGUACUUGUUCUCUUCGAAAUUCGGACAAAAAUUGAAACGAAAUGUAGCAAGACUAAACAGCAAGUCAUUACUUUUCACAGGAAUAGGAAUUCACGAUCAUUUUAACCACGCAGAUGUCCAAAGAAUGUUUCUGUUACCAACAUUGUACUACAAAGACAAAAAUAACAGACCUUGGCCAAAAAUACUGUGGUCGGCGAGUCAUGCUCCAGGUAUCAUGAAGUCCCCGAAAGUGUUAGCCCAGUCGUACGACAGUGUAAAACGAUACAAUGGCAACAUGGAGAGUUUCCUAAGACGGUGGAAAGUUCCUAUUUUCGAUACCUUUAACAUGACGGAUGGAAUGACGAGUUUUGAUGGUGAGCAUUAUGGACUUGGGAUGAAUAUAGCGAAAGCAAAUGUACUUCUGAGUUACCUAAAUGAAUUGAAAAUUAAAGGAUGGUGGUGAGACAUCUUGUGGGUGUUCGUUGAAACUAACCAGAACUAGGCAACAGUUCGAGAUGACAGAGUCGAGCGUUUUAUACAUAUAUUCUUUUCCUGGAGACACUUUGUCACUAGUCGACUAUAUGCAAUGGCCAGGGUCUGAUCCUGAAACAGACAUAUAUCUACUUUACAUGAUCGUGAUUUCAUCAGGUGUAUUAAGUAUUAAAUUUAGAAAAAAUAGAGUCCAGAUAUUCGUGCUUGUCAAAACUCCUUAAUCCACACAAGAUCUUUCGCCCUUCAACGGCUCUUCGGGUGUAAUGAAAACUUUAACUUACAUUGUAGUCCUAGGCGACGCAUAACAGUAGUAUUUGUGGCGUCAUAAUGUCUAUGAUGUAACGGGGACAAUAGAGGAAGAAGUAAAACGUAGUCCUAGGCGACAGCCAACGUUAUGCUUUUAAAGUCAUAGCUAGUGAUAAUAGUGGCAGGUAUGAAUACAUUAUGGCGUGAGUGCACAAAUACACAUUGAGCUACAUGGGGAAGUUUUGAAAAUUAUACUUUUGAAUUAAGUUUAGGUUUCAAAAGCCUAAUAAUGAACAUCUGUUCUGUUUCCAUUCUUAAAUGUUUGUCAUUAUUAAACAAUGUACUGAACGGAAAGACAGUAAAAUGACCACUCCCGCAUUCAUCAAUGUGUUUGCUUACAUUUAUACAACGUACAUUUUGAUCUCGAUUUUGUUGUCUGUGUACAGUGAUUCGGUCUUUUAGUUGCAUACCAGGUUAUAAUGCUAACCACAUCCCGCACAUGUUAAAACACAUAUAGCAUCUAUAUUGUGACAGUUAAUGUCGUUUUUAACAAUAAAUAGUUUAUCUUGGCAAAAUUGAAAUUAUUAUUAUUAUUCGGCAAGUUCCACAUCGAGGUGUUUUACACUUUGUUACACUGACGGUAUUUGUAUACUGAACAACAAAAGUUCCUGUGACAUUAAAUACGAUUUUAUGCAAAGUAAUGUUUUUUAACCAAAUCUGAUACAAUUUCGAUUUGCAACAGAUAAAGGCUCCUGUAAGUGUUCAAAUGGUUUAAUUUGCCAUAAUGACUUCAGAAAAUGCGUGAUUUCAUAAAAAACAUGAACAU